Oncorhynchus gorbuscha (pink salmon) is the source of this 1357-nucleotide messenger RNA. It is a transcript of the gene akap14, whose product is annotated as A-kinase anchoring protein 14. The record is from RefSeq and is a predicted model, not a curated record. The coding region runs from base 125 to 643 and encodes 172 amino acids. Lineage: Eukaryota; Metazoa; Chordata; Actinopteri; Salmoniformes; Salmonidae. Gene Ontology annotation, molecular function: protein kinase A regulatory subunit binding. The transcript has a single exon. Gene Ontology annotation, cellular component: cAMP-dependent protein kinase complex.
UCCAUGGUAGCCAUGGAAACCUUUCAAAACAACAACAUUCGUUUUCCAGUGUAGAAAACUAAUGAUAUCUACGGGUUUCCAAAUACUUUAUCAACGUAAGUUUUAAUAUACGAAGAGAAACACGAUGGACGAGAGGCCUUCAUCAAACCUAAGCUUGAGAGCAUCUGAAAUCGUGAAAAAUGUACUGGAGAACGCACGCGGUGCCCUCGGCCACCAGCAAGUGGUGGAAGACUCCACCGAAUACGAGUUUAGAAACAUAGAAUGGAUAACUUGCAAGGACUUUACAAUUGAACUGGGGAAAGUGCAAAUCGAGGAGUACAUCCACACAUGGGAGGUGCACACCAGCUGGCUUUUUAGCCUAGUAUUCCUCGAGGAGACGGAUCAUGAAUUUCACAAACAGUACCACUACCGGGCACAAUGGAGCAUCCCCACCCGACGCACUCCGAUCCCCAAGGCGACUGCCAGUGUCUACUUUGUCAUUGUGAUUUCCAAGAUCAAACCUCAGACUUUGCCCGUGGAGGUGCACUUUCUAGUGGAGUCGAAGAGGCUGACACACAGGCCAGGGGAAACGAGGUUCAGGGAGAAGUGGCUGAAAGACGUCAUCGAGAGCAAAACGUUGCUCCAGAAUACUGUCGACUUUUAGCAAAGUAAACAUUGGAAUGGACAGCUAACGUUUCUGUGGCGAAUAUUCAAUUCAAUUCAAUUCAAUUCAAGGACUUUAUUGGCAUGGGAAACAUGUGUUAACAUUGCCAAAGCAAGUGAGGUAGACAUCAUACAAAGUGAAUAUAUAAAGUAUUCAUCUCUAUAUAUUCAAUCUCGUAUGAGACACCUAACGUUACCUAGCGAGCACAUUUCCAGGCCAAAGAGGAACACACGAGUCAUUUACAUGGGCUUGUAUCAAUAAAGGGACCACUGCCUUCACUGUGAAGAGAUGGGGGGAAAAAAACAUAGCUGCAUAUCAGCGAAGCUAUGUGUUUUACAACAACUCGGUCGUUUUUUUUUGCUAACUAGCGAUACAACACAGCAGCUAGUACCUAACGUUCAUUUAUUUUAUGCUGGGUUAGCUAACUGGCAAAGCAGAAUCAGCUCGCUAAUCAUCAUUGAGUUUACGACAGCCCAUUUCAAAAGGUGUUUUGUAGAUUAUGAUAAACACCUAGACAAAUGUAACAUUUCACCCAAAGAAAUUACCUGAAUAGUCAGCGUUUUAUUGACAGAUCUGCUCGCUAAGGAAAACAGGAAAUGUGUAAAUAUACAAUAGAUCACGUUACGGUGCUCUGCUUCUCGAUUGGCUGUUUCAUUGGCACGUCAAGCGCUAACCACCAACCACGAGAGGGCAUGCAUUGACUGCUCUGUAACA